AGGGGCGUAGAAAGGAGGCCAUAUUGUACAGUUAAAUUGAAAGGAAGAAAAUAAUUAAUUGUAUUAUUUUAGACUGGGAACCGUCCAGUCGAAGUAAUUUUUUAAAUAAACACCCGUGCAGGCUGCGUAAAUAAUAUACCGAUCGAUAAUCGGUGGUCAUCGAUAAAUCACUGGAAAAACUGUGACGCUUUUGUAGAUAAAUACAGAGGCAGCGACGUCGGAAUAUUUCUUGCGUGUCCGUGAACGGAGGUAGAGGAACAAACGUCGUCGUCGUCCGCAACGAAACCAAGGGAGGAGUUCGUCGCUACCGCGGAGAUGGGGACUCGAGACGACGAGUACGAUUAUUUAUUCAAAGUGGUCCUAAUCGGAGACUCAGGAGUAGGAAAGAGUAACUUGCUCUCACGCUUCACACGUAAUGAGUUCAACCUGGAGUCAAAAUCUACCAUAGGUGUUGAGUUUGCUACGCGCAGUAUAGAAGUAGACAGCAAGACUAUCAAAGCUCAAAUAUGGGACACUGCUGGACAAGAACGUUACCGAGCUAUUACCUCAGCGUACUACCGCGGAGCAGUCGGAGCAUUAUUGGUCUACGAUAUAGCGAAACAUUUGACGUAUGAAAAUGUGGAGAGAUGGUUGCGAGAACUUCGGGAUCACGCAGAUCAGAACAUAGUGAUUAUGCUUGUGGGCAACAAGUCUGACUUAAGGCACUUACGAGCAGUUCCUACUGACGAGGCAAAGGCAUUUGCGGAGAAGAAUGGCCUCUCUUUCAUCGAAACAUCCGCCCUGGAUUCGACCAAUGUUGAACUCGCUUUCCAGAAUAUCUUAACAGAAAUCUACAGAAUCGUUUCUCAGAAACAAAUUAGAGAUCCUCCUGAAGGUGACACUAUCCGGCCGCAAAACGUAGAGCCAAUCGACGUUAAACCGACGAUGAAUGCUGAUGGAAUGCGCAAGCAGUGUUGCCAGUGACUCGCCUUACUGCUUUCUAUAAGCGGUUACAUGGUGGGCUGGAGGGAGAGAGUGGUGACUGGUGGUAGGUACAGCGGGUGCGUGGUAGGACGUGGACUAAGACUAUAUGGUCGAUCUUGUAUAGGCGUAGAUCUUUUUUUGGUCUAUUGGUUUAAAAGGCAGAAAAAGAUGCAAUCCUCCCAAAAAAGCGACGUACAAGAUAAAGAAUACACCGUGGCCGGCACACCAUUCUGCCCUCUAUUUAAAUUUGUCUUAUUUACUACUAUACAUAUACAUAUAUAUACACAUAUAUAUCUACACUAUUAUACAUAUAUGUAUGUAUAUAUAUAUAUAUAUUACGUUAUGAUAAUUAAAUGUUGUAUUACCGCUUCUUUGUAAUACAUAUAUAAUUAUUCUUCUCUACGCAUAGUGUGAUGAUCACGAGUACAUAUACUAUAAACAAUUUAUAAAUAAUAACACAAUUAUGAUGAUAAUUGUGCAGAGCAGACGUCGUAAUAGAAAUACUAAAUAUCAAUAAAGAAGAAACGACGAAGAUGGGAAUGACUCCAUGUUGAUCACUACUUGCUCUCGCGCGCACGUAGUAGAAUUAAAAUAAAAUGAUACGCGCAAGCACUAAACUGUAUGCUUUUCGAGUUUAUUUUUACAAACAGCUUCGUGUCCAGAAUCGUGUGAAAUAUCUAUCAAUUAAAAAAGAAAAAACAAAGGUAAAAAACAAUGAACAAUUUCACGUAGAUAUUUAAAUUUAAUUUAAGAAUGCGACCAGGAAGAUAUUUUGAGUGUGUACAGAUAAGUGAUGGAUUGGUUUGAUACGCGUGUAGACGCGUUGCGGAUUGCGGGAACCAUCUUUGUCGUAAAAUAGAAUGACUUGAAGUGAAUGAAAUAAAUCGAAGCAAAGGCAACAGCGAAUAAAAUCGUUGUGGAAAUUGAUAUGUCUAGACUUCGCGCACUACACGAGAGAUUAACAAAUCCUAAUUAUUAUACGAAACAUGCUUUAGAAGAAAUGAAGGAAAAAAAUCUUGAAAAAAAAAAAUGAAGAAAUUAAACACACUGUUAUGAAAACCUUA
This is a messenger RNA of Diprion similis, 2027 nucleotides long. RefSeq names its product ras-related protein Rab-11A (gene Rab11). Gene Ontology annotation, molecular function: GTP binding; GTPase activity. Gene Ontology annotation, cellular component: recycling endosome. The record is from RefSeq and is a predicted model, not a curated record. Gene Ontology annotation, biological process: exocytosis. The coding region runs from base 316 to 963 and encodes 215 amino acids. The transcript has 5 exons. NCBI's taxonomy places the organism in Eukaryota, Metazoa, Arthropoda, Insecta, Hymenoptera, Diprionidae.